Messenger RNA from Arabis nemorensis, 471 nucleotides. The record is from the annotation of a GenBank genome assembly. NCBI's taxonomy places the organism in Eukaryota, Viridiplantae, Streptophyta, Magnoliopsida, Brassicales, Brassicaceae.
AUGAGGAUGAAUCCCAAAACCCUAGUUACGAAUCUUCUCAUCCUUCUCCUUGUACAAAUCGCAAACUUAUCAUUAGUCGUAAACUCAUUAGAGAGGUACCAUAAGAAAGACUACCGAUCAGAGUUCACGGUACGGCCAAAUACGGUUGUACGAAUCGUCAUAUCCAACGAUCUAUAUGGUCUGAAGAAUGGAAACGCAGGUUUCGUAUGCGCAAAGGGUAAUAAGGUAUGGAUGAAAAGCAAACCAGGAGACCGGUACGUUGUUGUCCAAUUCAAGUAUGAUGGUAAGUCGAGGCACACCUUCACGCAUUGCCAUCUCCGGUCUAAUUUCGGGUUUGUGAAUUUCCCUAUCAGUAUUCAUCCGGACACAUCUGCUCAGUGUUACCCUAACUACGUAUGUGGUUACUCGGUUCGAAAAGAUGGCGUCUUUUACAAGCCUGAGAACAGGCUCUAUCGUUGGAAGAGGCAGUAG